AUGGCGUCUCUGCGUCAGAAUCUAGUGCACAAGAUCAUUCUGCUUCGUACUGCUUCAACGCCUCGAACAUUUUUAUUGAGAGGCCAGUCAAGUGCUAUAAGCUUUUUAUUUGCUAGAAAAUUAGCAUCUAAAGCUCAGAUGACCGUGCACGAGGAGGAAAAAUCGGAAGAAGAGAUGAAACAGUCACAAACAGCACGUGCAAAAGUCAGCGAAUAUUUGGAAAAAAAUGGGGUCCGUGUUCAAAGGGUCCGCAGACAGAUCGAUUUAAGGAAACUGACUGUAGAAAAAAUAUCAAGGGUGUUUAAAAUUCUAGAUGAUAUAGGGAUUGACCACAAUCAGCGAAACAGAAUUAUCUCGAAUAGACCCACUAUUUUGACAACCAAGGAUGAUCUGCUGAGACAUCGUGUGAAGAUCAUGAGAAUUGUUGGAAUCUUUCCCGAAUCUAUUGCUUACGUCGUUAAGGAAUCGCCAGGAGUGCUAACGGCAAGGAUCAAGGAAUCUUUACCUGACAAGGUAGGGCUGACUAAGAGAUUAAUCAGAACCCAUAGCAAUUUCCUCAAAUGCAAUUGGUGCAUUAGCUGCAUUAUUUUUCACCAAUCAUUCUAUACAGUUGUUAUCGGAUUGUGUGAUCGGACAGUAGCAACAAUCACCACUUAUCCUUAAAAUAAAACUAUGAAAUUUCCAAAAUUUAGGAAUUUUUUUACUUUGGCUCUGUACUAGAGAGAUUAGUCCUAAAUGUAUUUGUUGUUUUCGGAAAUAGUUAUGGUUUUGUUUUUUUGAUAAUUGUUAUGAUUAAUUGGCAAUAGGACUUUGUGUCAUCCAAUUCUGUCUGUACUCAUACUCAUGAUUGACAAAUACUGAUCAACGGAUUGACUGACUGACAGACUGUCUGACAGACUGUCUGACAUAUUGUCUGGCUGACUGACAGACUGACCAGCUCUAUCACUGACUCUAUCUGACUCUGAAUUCCCAAUGACCCAUUUUUAGAAGAUGAUGCUUCAUUUAAACAUCAUUUCAUGGCUCUUUUGUUUUUGGUGUUACUUUUUUUCUUGCACAGAUCAAAUGUUUUGAAGAAUUGAAUGUAAAACCAAAGUUUACCAAAGAUGAAAUACUCCAUGUGUUGACAAAAUGUCCAACAAUCAUUGCUGCUUACACGGUGGAGUCAUUGCAAAAGAAGGUCCAGUUCUUGGAAGAAGAACUGAAAUUUAAUAAACAUCACAUCAAAAAUAUCAUUCUCAAACAGCCAUCUGUUUUGACAUUCAGCAAUGAUGCACUCAAAGAAAAGUGGAAUUAUUGUUUUGAGAAGAUCAAUGUAAGUCCAACAGGCAUAGCACGUUGUCCCAGGGUGUUUCAGUGCUCCCUUAAAAGAAUUAAAGAAAGGCACUUGUAUCUAAAGCAUCUGGGACUCAUAAAAGAUGAAACAAUAAUCGAUGAUUAUGGCCUUGGACUCAUUGUGACUCCUUCCGACAAAAGGUUUGCAGAAAAAGUUGCUAAAAUGUCAUUGGAUGAAUUUGAUGAGUUCAGGGAUGAACUUGACCUUUCAAGCAAGGAAUGAUGUUGGAGAAGAUGGCAGCUACUUUUUGAAAUUAUAUUGACUGCAAAAAACGAUAAUGAUCAUGUAAAUGACAAACCCCAAAUAUACAGUCAAACACUUUUUAACUCUUUUACCCUCAAGAGUGAGUAUCACCCUUGAAUCAAAUGUAAAGGUUGUAAGGAUAAAGGCAAUGAUCAUUAAUUUAGGAAGUUCCUGAUUGUCAAUCAAAUUCUCCUUGUCAGUGUUAGAGGAAUUAUGCAAAGAACAGUGUGGAGAAUAUGAACACAAUCUUAAGGAUGUAAAAGGGUUCAGGAAUAUUAUUAAAUAACAGAG
Messenger RNA from Pocillopora meandrina, 1867 nucleotides. The record is from the annotation of a GenBank genome assembly. Lineage: Eukaryota; Metazoa; Cnidaria; Anthozoa; Scleractinia; Pocilloporidae.